AUGCUCCUGCGUCUCUCAGUUCUUGUAGUCUGUCUCUUCGCGGUCAGCGUUUCCUCGAAACACAAGAGGGGAAAUGAUCCGGAGUUCCUCAAGAACGUGACGAACGACCAACGCAGCACAUUCUUCCAAAUCGCCAAUAACCCAGGAAUUUCCAUCCAGCAGAAGGAAGACAAACUCACGCAGUGGGCAAAGGUGAACAACUUCUCGGUGAGCACACUUUCUUUUCAGUUUUGACAGUGCAUAUUUAAUUUCCAGGAGCAAUACGCCGAGUUCGAAAAGAACGUCACCGUACACAAGGCGGAACUGAGCAAGAAUGUGACCGCAGUCAUCGAGCGUCUCGCCGCCGCUAAAGUCGAAGUCGAUAAAAUCUUUGCGGACAAGACUAUGACCAGGACUCAGCAGAAAGAUAAAGUGGAGGAGCUGAAGAAGACGUACCCGCAGGAAGUGGAGACUCUCUUCUACAUCGGAGGCCUUUUCGAGCAUCACAAAGGAAGAAAGCACGAGAAGCCAAAGAAUGGAUCGGAAGAAGGAAAGGGAGGAAAAAGAAACAAGCAUCAUUAG
This is a messenger RNA of Caenorhabditis sp. 36 PRJEB53466, 561 nucleotides long. NCBI's taxonomy places the organism in Eukaryota, Metazoa, Nematoda, Chromadorea, Rhabditida, Rhabditidae. The record is from the annotation of a GenBank genome assembly.